GGUCCAUUUGCACCGUAGAACCAUACACACACACACACACACACACGGGGCGGUUCUGUCAAAAUAGUCCCCCGCUGCAGCGUUGGCCUUGAACUUUGUUCAAAAGGUGACGUCACUACACGUCUUGCUGUGGUCUCCUACGAUGUCCCUGCUGACAUCACAGCGCGCACUGUGUUGUGCUUCUGUGUUUGCUCACCUACUCGGCACCUGAAACGAUCGCGUUAUUUCCAGCCAUUGCGUUGAAAUUACUUUCACUUCUGAGGUAAGCCCAUCCAUCCAUCCUCUAUGCCGCUUAUCCUCACUAGGAUCGCGGGUAUGCUGGAGCCUAUCCCUGCUAACAUCGGGCGAGAGGCGGGGUACACCCUGGACUGGUCGCCAGCCAAUCGCAGUCUAAGAAUCCACCUUUAACUGGUCGGAUAUGCAAGCUGCUAAAAUAGUGAGGACACUAUUUUUUCCCCCAAAAGUCCCAUCCGUCUGUCAAAAUCGGUGACAUAUACAAUAUGAGACGUGCAUUGUUGGCGUAUGACGUCACCCUUGGUUGAAAGAAUACAUCGUUACACCUGAGAACCCGACAGAACUACAAUUAACUACAUGGACCACAACCUGUGACGUCACAGCCGAGCCUUCGAAGUGAUCCGUGAUGGAUGAUGACAGUUUGCUUAAGGUGGACGCCAUUCUGGAGGCGGUGAAAAGGCACUUCAGCCAAAUCUCCGCCGCUCAGUGGGCUCUGAUGGUGGAGGGGACCCCGGACUCUGAGACCAAGGCCAUCUUGGUCGACACAAUCAGCGAGGUGGUUCAGAGGGUCUCCUCAGUGGUUGUGAAGCGCCUGGUGCCCGCCCUCAGGGAUCACCUGCGCGGACAUGCGUCUCAGGCUCAGGUAAAUUACGCCAUCGACCGAUGCAGUCCGAAGAUGAGCGAGUGCAUCACCGAGACCUUCGCCGCCGCACUGAACCUCCCACCCCAGAAGUAUGAGGGCGCCGCGGAACUCACCACGCUGGUGGAGUCGGAGGUGAAACAUCGGGUCACCUCAGCCUUGUCCGUGGCCCAGAGCGCCACCGAGUGGCCGUCGGAGCCCACCCUCUUCAUCCGCAGCAGUAUGUCCACUGUGGGCACCCUGUCCUCCAUCUUUCGCCAGGCUGUGGAGUAUUUAAGGCAGGUGUUUGCUCGGGCACGCACACCUUGCGUGGUGCUGUGUGGACGUUCUACCAUGAAGAACAGCGAAAUGACUGAUUCCAUUAAGGGAAUCCUCUUAAAGUGGUUCAAAUCCAGCAAGGACAAGACUACUGGCGAAUACACCGACUCAAUGAUGGAAGAGCAAGCUCAAUUGGCAGCAGUGGACAUCACAAGGAGCAUCAUCCAGGAGACCUCUCAGAUGUCAGGAGAUGCUUCUGGCCAUGUGGAUGGUCAACUGACUCGCUUCAACCUCAACCUGAAGCUGGUCUCCGACAAAGUCAAGAAUUUCUUCAAGUCGCAGGAGAAGCCCAGCGUGGAUGGUCAGGUCAAACAGCGCAGGUUCCGCUUCUUCAAGUUUGCACGCUCGCAGUUUUCACGCAUGCUGGGAGGACUGAAACGAGCCUUUAAGAACCAAGACGCAUGUCUGGUGGCCCUCAAGUCUGACCGCCGGGAAGAGAAGAGCGUGCUGUCUCCCAGAGGGGAUGCUAAAGGUGCCUUCAGGACCAGCACCUUACAUGUCAGGCCAUCACAACGUCCUGCGUUUGAGUUUGAGUCCAUCCAAGACAUGAUGGCCAAAUUGUUCGAUGAUCUCAGCAAGAUGGAUUCGGAAGCUCGCGACAAGAAAAUUGCACGCUAUAUGGAUGAGAAUUUGAAGGGCUUUUCUGAAGAACUCACCUCUCAACUGUACGAGUACAUCAUGUCUUGUCACAGUGAAGUAUACGAGGUGCCCUCCAGCCGCUCCAACACUCCUUUUAUGGACUCGCUCCUGUGGGGGCGACCAGGUAAAAAACACUGGGACGGCCAGAUCUUUUCUCCUGAAGUCUUGUACGCCAUGACGGAAGACACAGUGUGGAGGUUCUUGCAGCAGCUGGUCCUCUGGCUGGAGACGGAGGAAAACGAGGAGACGUAUGCUGAUGAUGUAUCCGGUGCCGUGAGCGAGAUCAACCAACUGGUGGUUACCGCCCUCAACACAGAUGAAGAUGCUGAGAAGGUGAAGCCUCCUAAAUUGCAGAUGACACGUGAAAAUGUGGACACAUCUGAAGAGGAAACAAAUCUAGAAGAGUACUCUCAAGAGAGCAUUUCAGCACCUUCCCGAACACAAGACAUUUCUAAACGCCGUACAGAGACAUUAGACAUGCCGCUAUUUAAGGAGUUAACUCAACUCCUGGCCUAUACGCUGACCGCCAAGCUGGCACAGAGACUACCGAAGAAAAGCAAGAAGUUGCUGAAGAGGGACACCCUCCUCCUGGUAAGCGACCAUCUGUCAUCCAGGACCAUGGAAGAAAUCAGCCCCAAGCACAUAAACAAAAUCCAAACCAUGGCACAGUUGGAGGAGGUGGUAACAGGUCUGGUCAAGAACCUCAUGGUGGACUUCGGCACUUCGCAAAAGCUGGUGAAAGCUGUGAGGACGAACAAUACGUCUUUCGAUGACGCCGUCUUGAAGCAUCUCAGAAUUAAGCUGGACACCUUCAAAGAUCUACCCAAGAAAAAUCCAUGUGUGUGCUGCUACCCUUGUCACCGACAAAUCAUAACUUAAAACAUAAAUAGCUUCUAAUAUAUCAGCCAAUCUUGAACAAAAGAAGCAGAAAGUUAACAUAAAUGUGGCAAGGAGCGUGGCCAGGUCAUUGAAAGCAGAGUACGCAUAACAAACAUGCAAAACUACGACAUUGUUGCUGAAAAACUGCAUCAAUAAAUGUUAUUGUCCGAGAGGAAUCCUGCAAAAAGAAAAGCACAUUCAAUCAUUAAAUGACAGAAACCAGUCUUGAGAGGGCUUUAUUUUGUUUUUUUAUUCUAAAUCUUUACUCUUGCUGACACUAACCUCUGCACACUCAGACU
Molecule: messenger RNA, 3009 nt
Organism: Doryrhamphus excisus (bluestripe pipefish)
Lineage: Eukaryota; Metazoa; Chordata; Actinopteri; Syngnathiformes; Syngnathidae
Source: RefSeq, a predicted model, not a curated record